Messenger RNA from Cladophialophora immunda, 1512 nucleotides. RefSeq lists its product as uncharacterized. Gene Ontology annotation, biological process: alcohol metabolic process. Bases 153 to 1175 code for a protein of 340 amino acids. The record is from RefSeq and is a predicted model, not a curated record. Gene Ontology annotation, molecular function: alcohol dehydrogenase (NADP+) activity; zinc ion binding. The transcript has 4 exons. NCBI's taxonomy places the organism in Eukaryota, Fungi, Ascomycota, Eurotiomycetes, Chaetothyriales, Herpotrichiellaceae.
AUAACCCAGUGUGGGCCUCGAGUAGUGUUCUCAAUCAUUGCAAUUCAACACACCAACACGAUCCAACAUUUCCAGCACUCGCGACACAUAUAUCCAACAAUUACAUCGAUCUUCCUAUCUUUUGAGAUACAUUCAAACUUUUUUGGGAGCCCAUGAUGUCGAACACCUUUUCCUCUACCAAUCUGCCAGUCAAGGCGACCAUCUACCACGGAGUGGAAGACAAGAUUCAGCAAGAUUCCGUCGACCUACCCAGAUCCUUGAAGCCCACCGAAGUCCUCUUGAAGAUAACCCACGCCAGCGUCUGCGGCACCGACAUCCACUACAUCCCAUCGGGCAUUGCGCUGGGCCACGAAGGGGUGGGUAUUGUGGAGGCCGUGGGCGACGCCGUGUCGACACUGAAAGUUGGAGACCGGGUGGGGACUUCAUACCUUCGCAACUCCUGUGGACACUGCAAGUACUGCUUGACCGGUCGGGAGAUUUGGUGCUACAACCGUGACACCUUUGGCGAGCAGAAUUUCACCACCGGGGCGAUCACGGACUACCUGAUCGGCAACGAGACCUUCCUCUACAAAAUCCCAGACUCGAUCCUCUCCGAACACGCCGCUCCCCUCCAGUGCGCCGGUGCGACGGUCUAUGUGGCGCUGGCGUCGGUUCUCCAGCCUCGACAGCGAGUGGGCAUCCUUGGAAUCGGCGGGUUGGGCCACCUUGCCAUCCAAUUCGCCUCGAAACUGGGGGCCGAGGUGGUCGUCUUCUCUACAUCGCCGGCCAAAGAAAAAGAAGCUCGAGAGUUCGGAGCGUCUGAGUUCAUCUUGCUCGAUAAGCCAGAGACGGUGUCCAGCCCGAUCGAUGUCCUUGUCGUGGCGAGCAGCUCUACCCCGGAUUGGAAAAAAUUCUGUCGCAAGGACGUCCUGGCACGAGGCGGCACAAUAAUCCCUCUCAGUGCUCCGGCUGAAACAUACCAGUUCCCUGGGUGGCAGAUGUUCUUCGAUGGCUACAACCUCCGGGCAAGCCUUGUGUCCUCGCGCGCCGAACACGCCGACAUGCUGGCCUUCGCCGCCCAGCACGAAAUCAAACCCGUCGUCGAGACUUUCGAGCUGAACGAUACUGGGAUCGCGCAGGCGUUUGGCAAGUUGAAGAGCGGAACAAUCCGAUACCGUGGUGUGCUGAUUGCUUGAUACGCAUGGACAGGGCGGGUAAGGUCGAAGGAUGUGAUGGGCAGUAACGCACAUCCGAGUUGGAAUAUCCCUUUUGAAUUGGAAUCACUCGUUCAAUUGGCCGUUUCCAAUCAAUCGACUGAAUGGACAUAAGGCGAGAUAUUGCAGUGCUUGGUGUGAAUGGGCAAAGAUAGGGCGAAGUGAGGACGGAAAAGCAGACAAUCAUUGAUACAAGUUGAAUAGACAAGAUGUUAUUAACAAAAUAAUCAAAUUCCAAAGACGCCUUUGCACCUUCCAACUGAACCUUGGACGACUGGGUACCGAAGAAAAUAUGAGAAGGAAUUGGUCACACUGUGAG